Messenger RNA from Chenopodium quinoa (quinoa), 2466 nucleotides. RefSeq lists its product as uncharacterized. The transcript is spliced from 5 exons. Bases 586 to 1851 code for a protein of 421 amino acids. NCBI's taxonomy places the organism in Eukaryota, Viridiplantae, Streptophyta, Magnoliopsida, Caryophyllales, Amaranthaceae. The record is from RefSeq and is a predicted model, not a curated record.
GGUGUCGCGCACUCCUCGUAGAAAGGACGAAACAACCAAAAAAAACAAAGAGGGCAUCUCCAUCGUCCAGUCUUCUCCACUCUCUUUCACAGACAAAAGCUGACACUAUGACAAAAACCCACAACCCCCAUUUUUUAAUUACCACAUAAAACUCCAUUUAUUUUUAUAUUUAACCUAAAAAUCAAAUUUAAUUAAAAAAAAUUAAAAAUAAAGCAACCCAACUCAACCCCAAAUUAUUACAAAAAAAAUUAGAAAAUAAAAAAAGUGAAGAAAGAGAGUGUAAAAGAGAAGUGAAAAGGACCCCACCUUCCCUCUCAAAAGGCACAAUUCCCAAAGUCAUCACCCCUCUUUCUCUCUCUCUCUCCUAAACUCCGUCUUUCUCCCCGGGAAAUAUUUCUCCCCUUUCAUCCAAACAAACCCCCACUUUCUUCUCUAUCUCUCUACAAUUUCUGGUAUUCGACGUUUUGGUCUUUUUUAAUCAACCCUAAAUCAUAAAGAAAGACGUGGUAUGCUAGUGGAGUAGUGGUAGAUCUCUUGCUUGACAUUCCUGAGACAGAUUGUUUUUUUAGUAGCAUAUGACCGGCUAUGGGUUCAGUCUGUUGUGUAGCUGCUAGGAAUACGACUGUUUCCAACAGAAGUGGAAAUGGAGAAUCUCAUAGGCAAGCCAGAUAUUCUCCUUCUUGGAGUUUUCGAUGGGACAAUUACCGACGUGUGGCAGGUGAAAAUGAGAACCCGUCAUGUCAAUCUGGUGAAAGAACAAACAUAGAUGUUAGAAUAGAAUUGAAAGAUGGAAUAGGGUCAGAGAGAGGUGUUAUUUCAGAUGGUGGUAGCCCUUUGGAUAAUCUUGGUACACCCAUCUCACAAAAGUCACCCUCGUAUGAAGGGGUCAGUACAAACUACUUGUCUCCUUCAGAGACAUCUAUGACCAGCAACCACUUUACAAAGAUGAACUCUAUAGAAGUGCCUGAAAUUGCUGCUGUUCCAGUUGCCCUUCAAUAUUCCAUGCCAUCAUGUUCAUCUUUCUCAACACCAGGUGAGCACUUGUGUUCACAUCGUCAGCUACUUCCUGCCAGUUCAACCCCAUCAAGACGAGCUCGACGUUCACCUGGACAUCAACUCUUUAGGCAGAUUUCAGAUAGUAGAAUCCUGGGCUUGAAAUCCCCAAAUAGCAAUCCUGUCUCAGAAGGAAGACCAUCAUUUGUGCUCUCAACGUUUAGCAAUGAUCUAGCUGGUGGGUCUUCUGAUGGAUGGUCAUUGCGCACAUUUUCUGAACUUGUUGCUUCUUCUCAAAGAGAAAGAUGGUCUUUUGACAGCGAGCGUUUUGGUUCUGGCCGUCACAAGAUAAGUGGAUCAAGCAGCAGGUUCUCUUAUUCCCCUUCCCUUGAUCUUCAAACAUGUGGAGCAUGCUUAAAGGUUUUGGCAGAGCUCUCAGUUGUUGCUGUUCUAGCAUGUGGUCAUGUAUACCAUGCUGAAUGCUUGGAAACCAUGACUACAGAAGCUGAAAAAUAUGACCCUGUUUGCCCAAUUUGCACAGUUGGGCAGAAACAAACUUCUAAAAUGUCUAAAAAAGCUUCAAAAGCAGAGGCAGAUUUGAGAAUGAAAUUUCAGAAAAUAUCAAGGAAUCGCGUAAUAGAUAGCUACCUUGAUGGUGAAGUUGAUAGCUCUGAACGUCAAAAAAUUACAGGGAAAGGGAAGUUACCCAAGAUGGAUGCAAGCAGUAGUUCAAAGAUUGCAUUUGCAAAGCCGUUCUUGAAGCGACAUUUUUCUCUUGGAUCAAAGCUCAGUAAAUCUAGUUCAGACUGCCAGUCCAGUAAGAAGAAAGGGUUUUGGGCAAGAUAUCGCAAAGAUUGACUUCCAUCCAUUAUUAGAUGUAUCCCUAUUAUUGUCAUUCCAUUAAGCUGGUGUUACCCGGAGUUAGUGUUUUGGAAAACAUACUAUCACAUGUCUUAGCCACCAUAAUGUAUCAUAGUAGAUUGGAGGGCAUUGAAAGAAUCUGAACUUUUGCAUGCAUCACAGGAGUUCCUGAUAUCACACGUUCAGAGAAGGUGAUAGGAAUCAGAAAGAUGAUAUGGUACUAGGAAACUAAACUUCCUAGUAUUUUUCUUUUAUAAGCUUUAAUUGUUGGUGUCUGGAUAUCCUCUGCUAACUUCUGAGGACACUAAAUGCUGCAACAGAUCAGCAACUAUAUGCCUCAGUAACAAGAUAGACUAUUAUUGGUUAUAAUUUCUUAGUGCUGUAUAUACCGCAUGUUUUUUUGGCGGUUCCCCUCUAUUAGAGCGAGGUUGAUCAUUGUUAAUGAGGCUCUUCAUGUUGAUUUGGCUGGCUUUGUAGCAUGACUGUUUGGCUACUUGACAAUAGACUUAUCGUGCAGCCAGUUGCUAACAGCAACAUUAACUUGUGUCUGGUAUAUGUGCGAACAUUAUGCAGUGUUGCAUGCACCAAGUUGAAUCAUGUAAUUUAUGAAUA